Molecule: messenger RNA, 3442 nt
Organism: Phyllotreta striolata
Lineage: Eukaryota; Metazoa; Arthropoda; Insecta; Coleoptera; Chrysomelidae
Source: the annotation of a GenBank genome assembly
UGAAUUGUUUCAAAAAAACCGUCCCUGAUAUAUGCUUAAACGUCCUGUAAAAAAUGAGAUAAUUUAAAGAAAUAAAGAAAAAAAUGGGGAAUACAGAAAGUAACGUGACUAGUGGUGUGAAGAAACAGGCCGGGGCAUCGUUACAACCCAUUUACAAAUUAUGCGAUUUGAAAGGCGGUGGGCUUUUAGUAGAACUCAUGAAACGAGCGAUUCAAAACAAACAAUUUGCUGAAAUCGAUCACGCUAUUAAAACUAAAGUAGAACCGUUUCUAUAUAACAGAGGCGCAGGAAAAUACAUCCCAAUAUCUCAAUUGGUCCUCUUGAGGAACAAAGAACGAGCGAGACACAAAUUGUUACCCCAGUUGAAGUCGAUGGAAAACCCCGACGAUUUUGAAAUCGACGACGAAGGAAUAAACAUAUCCGAGGAUGAAUAUCAAAACAAUCCUCAUUUAUACCGGCAACUCUGUUGGAGGAUAAGAGACAGGGGCGCAGUGGGCGAGACCCUCCUGCACCUUUGUCUCCUCAACGCCACAUCUUUACACGCCGAUCUGGCCAAGCGAUUAUUGCGAUUCUACCCGAAUUUAAUCAACGAUGUCUACAUGUCAGACGAGUAUUACGGAGAGAGCGUUCUACACAUAGCCAUCGUCAACGAAGACCCGUCCAUGGUGAGGUUCCUGCUAGACGCUAACGUGAACAUAGCCGAGCGGUGCUUCGGGAAUUUCAUGUGCCCCGAGGAUCAGAAGUUCUCCCGCAAUGACUCGCUCGAUCACGAAUGGGUCAACGUGUGCCAAGAGACGAAUUACGAAGGGUACGUCUAUUGGGGCGAGUAUCCGCUAUCGUUCGCGGCCUGUUUGGGACAAGAGGAGAGCUUCAGGUUGAUUUUAGCCAGGGGCGCCGAUCCGGACGCGCAGGACUCCAACGGUAACACCGUUUUGCACUUGCUCGUCAUCAAGGAGAAAUCGGAACAUUUCGAUAUGGCUUACGAAGUAGGAGCUAGUUUAGGCAUUAGAAAUAAUCAAACUCUUACGCCACUCACUCUGGCAGCGAAAUUGGGGAGGACCGACAUGUUUUUCCACAUUCUAAAUUUGGAACGAGAAAUAUACUGGCAAAUAGGUAGCAUAACUUGCGCUGCUUACCCCCUAUCACAAAUCGACACCAUCGACGUUGAAACUGGCAACAUAUGCAAAAUAUCGGCCUUAAACCUGGUAGUUUUUGGCGACAAAGACGAACAUUUGGCGCUGUUAGAUGGCCUGCUUAUCGACCUGCUGAACGCCAAAUGGAACACUUUCGUCAAAUUCAAAUUCUACCAGCAAUUCUUCACAUUUUUCUUCUACUUCGUGAUAUCUCUGGUGGCGUUCACGCUGCGCCCCGGACCGGCCGAGGUGGCGGCUGCAGGCAAAAACGCCACCAAUGUUACCGCCUCUCACCGGACGAUAAACGCCACUGCCAAGAUUCUUCGGCUGAAUGACACCGCGAGAACCGCUAAGAUUUUAGGCGAGAUCGACGACGAUUAUGAUGUGGAAGAGUGGUGGGAUAAUUUAAGGGAAGAAUGCAGAUUAAUGCAGCUAGAUUCGCUCGAGGCUAAAAUCAGAUUCAGCGCUGAGAUUGCGAUAUCUAUUGGGGCCUUUUUGUAUUUAGCUUCAGCCGUCCGCGAAGCCAGAUUCUUGGGCUUGAGGAUGUUUUUCGAAAACCUGAAAACUUCUCCUUCGAGGGUAAUGUUCUUGUUCUCUUGUAUUUUGAUGCUGUUCAUACCGAUGUUGCGAAUAGCGUGUCAGGAUGAAAUGGAAGACGUUAUUGCCGUUAUGGUGAUGCUCACAACGGCACCAUAUUUUCUUUUCUUUUGCAGGGGUUUCAAAACGGUGGGUCCGUUCGUAGUGAUGAUAUACAGGAUGGUAAUGGGCGACCUAAUCAGAUUUGCGACGAUUUACUUGGUAUUCGUGAUGGGAUUUUCGCAGGCUUAUUACAUAAUAUUUUUAUCGUUCGAUAAUCCAUUAACUCCGGACGAUGUGGAUGAUUCGGCGACGAAUCCCAUGUCAACGCCCAUAGAGUCUAUCAUGGCGAUGUUCUUGAUGUCUCUGACGAAUUUCGGCGAUUAUUAUGACGCCUUCGCGAGGACCGAACAUGAAAUAGAAGCUAAGAUAUUAUUUGUCGUAUUCAUGGCUAUAGUUGCGAUACUUUUGAUCAACAUGUUGAUCGCUAUGAUGGGCAAUACUUAUCAAAAAAUAGCUGAAACGAGGAACGAAUGGCAAAGACAGUGGGCGAGAAUAGUCUUGGUUGUAGAGAGAGGCGUAAGUCCACGGGAAAGGCAUAAACAGCUAAUGGUUUAUUCGCAGCCUAUGUCUGACGAUAGGAGAGCUCUUGUCCUGCGUUUGAAUCAAUCGGAUGAGGCUAAGGAAGAAAUGAAAGAAAUUUUAGAGAUCAAAAGGAGGCACGAUAGGAAUGUAAAGAAGCGCAAAGACGCUCAACAGAUAUUAAAAAAUAAAGCUACUGCUUAAAUAAACCAUUUUUAGAAUAGAUUAUUAAUUUAAUAAGUGUUGAUUAGUAAAAUUAUAUAGCAAAAAUGUUUAUAAAUGUUGUUGCUUAACAUCUUUUACGACUCACAAAACUUAAUCAUUGGUGUGAAUGGAAUGUUGCAGGCCAAUAAAAAAAUGUAAUAAAAUUAACCAUUUAUGUACAAAAAACACUUUAACAUGUGUAUUAGAACUUAUAAAAGUUAUGCUAUACCUAUCAGAAGUUUUCAGCUAUGUUUUUUUGGUUUUCUUCUUGUUCCACUUGUCGAUGCUGACUCGCUAUUCUAAAACGUACUUGCAUUAAAAUACCUUCACUACAGAAAUGAUUACAAAAACCCUACCUUUUCCUCUUCAAUAUCAGGUAAAUUAGAUUUACCACUUGCCCUUGUUACUCUUUUAGUUGAAGCACCUAAAGCAGAGAUUUUUAUCAAAAUAAAAUAUUAAAAAUUGCAACAAUGCAAUUUAACUUAAAAUCACUCGCAAAAAUCUAAAUAUUCAUAAUUAUUUUAAACUUACCGGAUUUGUUAGAAGAAACCGACUCCGUUCUGCUCCUAGUAGAGACCUCGCUCUCAGUGUUUGCGCCUCUCUUCCUCUUAGAGGCUCUCUUAGACGAAACAGCGGACUCCGCGACCUCCGAUACCACUGAACUGCUUUCUGAACAAGUCCUCGAUCUUGUCAAUACUCCUAAAAAGUUCGCGUGCAAUACAAUAAGCGAUAAUUAAACAGAAAAACUCAACUACCUGCAGGUGGACUUUUUGUUUGACUCCUCGUGGACCGUUUAGAUCUCUCAGUGUGGCUCUGCGAAAGCGUGUUCGAUGCUGCUGAAGCCACCGAAUUGGACCUAUUCCUUAGGGAGGUUUUACGUGCGGAAGUCGCGCUAGUCGAAGGAGAUGUUCUGUCGUAGACCAUCGUUUCCUCUGGGUCCGGUUUAC